AUGUCUUGGGCAGGUCUGACCACCUUAUUCUUGGCUGUUUCUGGUGUCUAUGGAAGUCGAUUGGACAUCAGUAGCUUCCAGGAGUGCAAGAGCAGACAAAAUCUUUCGUCGACAGCGCUCCAGGAUCUUUUGCAAACUGUCCCUGAUGCUGACAGAAUCCGCGAAUCAGUUCGCUACUAUACCAACGGGUCACAUUUACCAGGGCAGGGCCUUCAACAGGCGCUGUGGACUAAGGAGUUGUGGGAUGCAAUUGGCCUCCCUAACACAAGCGUGAAAUCCUAUAGCGCCAAUCUAACAUUUCCCAAGGAGCAUCGAGUAGCGUUGCUUGACACGGCACGCGAGGAAGAUCCAGUCGUGUAUGAAGCACCGUUGAUUGAGGACAAUCCCCCCAAAGCUGGGGAUGGACAGCCGUCCUUUAUUCCGGCCUUCUUCGCAUGUGCUGGGGUUGGAAAUAUCACCGCACAGUACAUAUUCGCAAACUAUGGAACGCAAGAGGAUUACGAUGACCUGGUGCGCGCGAACGUCAACAUCACGGGGAAGAUCGCAGUGGUUAAGUCCACGUAUGAAUCUGCUGUCUUGAAAAAAUAUAAUCUGCCAUAUCACCGCGCAAGACAAGAGGCAGUCGCUAUACAGAUGGGUCUCGCGGGGAUGCUGAUCUACCCAGAUCCUCAAAUGGAUGACGACAUUAUCGUAGAAAAUGGAUAUCAGCCGUUCCCGGAUGGGCCAGCCCGGCCCCCAUCUUUGAUAGAGCGAGGAUCUGUUGGUAAAUGUACAUCUGAUCAGAUUCCUGCUAUACCUAUCUCGUACGCCGAUGCGAUCCCUAUUCUGCGGGCCCUCAAAGGUCAUGGUCCCCUGGCAACAGAUUUCAAUGAUAGAUGGCAAGGAGGCGGGCUCACCUCGCACGGUGUUACGUACAACGUCGGGCCUUCACCGGAGAAUGUAGUCUUGAACGUGAUUAAUAACCCGCAAAAUCAGGCCGGCUCUGUCCAUGAUGUGAUUGGGACCAUCCCGGGAUGCGCCUUUCCAGAUGAGGUGAUUAUUCUUGGAAAUCACCGUGACGCCUGGGGCCCUGGUGCUGGAGAUGGAAACAGUGGGUCUGCGGCGCUGAAUGAAGUGGCACGAAGUCUCGCAACGGCCCUUAAGAAUGGUUGGCAGCCGUUAAGGACAAUUAUCCUCGCUAGUUGGGAGGGAGAGGAGGUAGGCCAGAUUGGGUCGCGCCCAUGGAUGAGUGAAAACAAUUCCCAAAUGAACAGUAGCCUUGCUGCAUAUUUAAAUGUCGUUGUUGCGGGCGCAGGCACCAAGUUUCAUGCUCAAGGGAGUCCGCUGUUGGCGCAGGCGAUGCACAAUGCUACCGGCCAAGUUCAAGCACCUAGCACUGAACAAACAGUGCUAGAGGCUUGGGGGAAUGAGCUCGGUCUGGGUAGUGGCGGAGACUCAAUGGUUUUUCUGGAAUAUGCAUAUUCAGUUGUGGACUUUGGCUUCUCGCGUGGGCCAAAAGAUCCUGUUUUCCCUUACCAUUCACUAUUCGACACGUAUUCCUGGAUGGAACAAUACGGAGAUAUCGGCUUUGCGCACCAUGUGGCGACCACCAAAAUCUGGUUACAGCUGGUGACAUCUCUUGCAAAUGAGGCCAUUCUACCCUACCGCGUCCAGGGGUACGCGUCCGUCUUACAGGACGGCCUCGAAUCACUCAGCUCAAUAGCAAACCUGUCAGCACACCUCGAUCUGACGUCGCUAAAGGCGGUGAUCGAGGAUUUUGCGCCGGCUUCGGCGAAGUUUGACGCAUAUAGCGACUCGCUUGCCGACCAAGUGCAACAGCAGCCUGUUGACGAUAGCCUUCUUGCUCAGGUUCGGUCGGUCAACCACAUAUAUACUAAUUUUGAGCGUCUUCUCGGGGAUCCAGAUCUUCCAGGGGGUGAUGCAAACUACCAUCUUAUCAUUGGCCCUGCCCCGUACUAUUUCCAGACAAAUGCUUUCCCUGGUCUCAGGACUGCCAUUGCUGCUGAAAAUUGGACCUUAGCUGCAACAUAUCGGGAUAAGAUCGUAAACCAGCUCAGCAGAGCUGUCACGUUUCUUGGGUGA
Molecule: messenger RNA, 2082 nt
Organism: Aspergillus pseudotamarii
Lineage: Eukaryota; Fungi; Ascomycota; Eurotiomycetes; Eurotiales; Aspergillaceae
Exons: 3
Coding region: 1-2082 (693 amino acids)
Molecular function (GO): carboxypeptidase activity
Source: RefSeq, a predicted model, not a curated record